AUGUCACCAAACGGAGCACUUUCUUUCCUCCCUCCUGGAGUCAUCACGGGAGACAACGUCAGGAAACUAUUCGAAUAUGCUCGUGAAAAUAAAAACGUAACAUCCUCUUCUGUCGUCAACGGUGUACUUGAGGCCGCCAGAGAUAUCAAAUCCCCUAUUAUCCUUCAAGUCUCUCAGGGUGGUGCAGCCUUUUUUGCCGGUAAAGGUCUGGCGAAUGGAAACCAAGAAGCUUCCAUUGCUGGUGCUGUUGCUGCCGCUCACUUCAUUCGGGCUAUCGCUCCCAGCUAUGGAGUCCCCGUCGUACUCCAUUCCGACCACUGUGCCAAAAAGCUGCUGCCGUGGUACGAUGGGAUGCUCGACGCCGAUGAGGCCUACUUCAAGGAGCACGGCGAGCCUCUUUUCUCAUCUCACAUGCUCGACUUGUCAGAGGAGAGCAAGGCCGAGAACAUUGAGAUUUGUGAAAAGUACUUCGCCCGCAUGGCAAAAAUGGGAAUCUGGCUCGAAAUGGAGAUUGGUAUCACUGGUGGGGAAGAAGACGGUGUAGACAAUACCGGUGUCGAUAACGCCUCCCUCUACACCCAACCUGAAGACAUCUACGACGUCUACUCUGCCCUCUCGAAGAUCUCGCCAAACUUCUCUAUCGCCGCCGGCUUUGGUAACGUUCACGGUGUGUACAAGCCCGGUAACGUCAAGCUCAGACCCGAGCUUCUGGGUAUGCACCAAGAGUACACCGCCAAGCAAAUUAGCAAUGGGGAUGCUAAGCCUCUGUUCUUAGUCUUCCACGGUGGUUCAGGAUCUACCAAAGAAGAAAUCGCUACCGCCGUAUCUAACGGUGUAGUCAAGAUGAACGUUGAUACCGAUACACAAUGGGCGUAUCUCUCCGGUGUUCGAGAUUUCGUUUUGAAAAAGAAAGAUUAUCUUUUGACUCAAGUUGGGAAUCCCGAUGGAGCUGAUAAACCUAAUAAGAAGUAUUAUGAUCCCAGAGUAUGGGUCAGAGAAGGGGAGAAAGUUUUGGCGGAAAGAGUUAAAGAAGCUUGUAAAGAUUUAGGUAAUGAAGGAAGGUGUUGA
Molecule: messenger RNA, 1068 nt
Organism: Tremella mesenterica DSM 1558
Lineage: Eukaryota; Fungi; Basidiomycota; Tremellomycetes; Tremellales; Tremellaceae
Exons: 7
Coding region: 1-1068 (355 amino acids)
Biological process (GO): gluconeogenesis; glycolytic process
Cellular component (GO): cytosol
Molecular function (GO): fructose-bisphosphate aldolase activity; zinc ion binding
Source: RefSeq, a predicted model, not a curated record